AUGAGGGUGGUAUGGGGGAGUGACGGCGUGACCAAUUUAGCUGCCUUUCCAGCGAAGAUAAAGGCAUUUGGUGACUGUUACUUUCCAGGUGACUACCUUGACAUCAACGAAUGUUUCGUCGAGAAGCCAAACUUCCAGCUAACCGUGGACUCGAUGACGGAGGAAUUGGUGGACUUCAAAGAUGAUUGCCUACGAUCCUGUUUGCGCAGUUAUCUACGUGGUACGCCGUGUGUAAGCGCCGAGCAUCAUCCCAAAGAUAAUGUGGGUUUAACUUUCUUUUCGGAAGGGAGAUUUAGGAGAUCUAAAUUGCGGCGGAAAUGGAGCGGGGGGGAAACAGGGUUUAGCUAG
Messenger RNA from Cooperia oncophora, 348 nucleotides. The record is from the annotation of a GenBank genome assembly. Lineage: Eukaryota; Metazoa; Nematoda; Chromadorea; Rhabditida; Trichostrongylidae.